AUGGCUUUAAAUUUAUUAUCCAGUCAACGAUUCGUUUUUAUACGGAUAUUAUUAAGCGCAUGUCAUAAAAAUUAUAUGAACCUCCGGAUAAAUCAGAGAUUUAAUGCAAGUACUAGUGUAUCAAAUAUAUUACCGAAACAUAUCAAUGCUGCAGUUAUGAGAAUCAAUCAGCCUAUUACUGUUGAACAGUUCGAUAUGCCUACUAAUUUGCCUGAUGGUGCAAUCAUCCUGAAAACUAUACUUAGUGAAAUAUGUGGUACGGAUGUACAUCUACAUGCAGGAAAAUUAGCUGGAGUACCCUAUCCUAUUACACCGGGUCACGUCGCUGUUGGUUAUAUUGCUGCAAUGAGUCGAAAUGCUGCAGUUGAUAUCAAUGGUCAACCAUUUCGUGAAGGUGACAUCGUUACGUUUUUAGAUGUGAAUGAGACCUGUGGUGCAUGCCAUUAUUGUCUAGUUAGUAAACAAAGCACACGAUGUAGUAAGAGAAAAGUAUAUGGUAUAACAUAUCCAAAUGAAGGCCCACACGGUAGAAAACCUAUUGGUGGCUGGUCUGAGUAUAUUUACUUGACACCAGGCACCAAGUUGAUUCGAUUACCGGAUGGACUGGAUCCAUUAACAUAUAUAUCAGGCGGCUGUGGUCUCAAUACGGCAUUACACGCAGUUGAUAGGGCUGACAUUAAUUUAGGGGAUACAGUAGUUGUUCUGGGUGCAGGACCUUCCCAGUAUUUUGAGUUUUUUGACAUGAAGAAAAUGUUUUUUGACUGGGAAGGUGGCAUUCGUGAUCAGCUUGUUGAGCUGAAUCCGAAUAUGUAUAAUAAACUUAAAAAAAUUUUACUCGAAGUUUGGUUUACGUACAUCUUAUGUAUUUGGACGCUAUCUCACAGCCCUGUUGGACAAUCCUGCGUGGCGUUUGCUUCUAUCAGUGGUGCAGCAGCCGUUAUAGUUGUAGAUGGUGAGCAAACUCGUCUUGACUUUGCGCGACGUAUGGGAGCUUCACAUACAAUAUUAUUAUCCACACCUGAAGUACAACGCAUUGAACAAGUGAAAACAAUAACGGGCGGUAAUGGGGCAGAUGUUGUAAUCGAAGCAAGUGGUGCACCUGUAGCAGUACGUUCAGGUUUUGAACUUGUACGUGAUGGAGGUAGAUUAGUUGUUGUUGGUCAAUAUACUGAUUUAGGUGAUGUACUUAUUAAUCCACAUGUUCACAUCAACAAAAAACAUGUUAGUGUACUGGGAUGUUGGGGUAGUGAUUUUUCUCAUUUUUAUCGUGCAAUUGCUGUAAUGAGUAAGAAACAUUUACAGAUACCAUGGAAAUCAAUGAUUGGCGGCUCGUAUAACUUACAGAAUAUUAAUGAUGGAUUACAAGCAAUUAAAGAGCGUACAAUCGUUAAAGCAGUGGUGAAUCCAAAUAAUAUCCAAUUAUAA
Didymodactylos carnosus is the source of this 1425-nucleotide messenger RNA. The record is from the annotation of a GenBank genome assembly. Lineage: Eukaryota; Metazoa; Rotifera; Eurotatoria; Philodinida; Philodinidae.